Messenger RNA from Vigna angularis (adzuki bean), 1353 nucleotides. RefSeq lists its product as uncharacterized. The record is from RefSeq and is a predicted model, not a curated record. The transcript is spliced from 4 exons. Lineage: Eukaryota; Viridiplantae; Streptophyta; Magnoliopsida; Fabales; Fabaceae. The coding region runs from base 237 to 1088 and encodes 283 amino acids.
UCUCUCCUUCCACCUUUGGCACCAAGUUUUCCCUUUUCUGGUUUCUCCCUCUCUGUUGCCCUAGUUUUGCACCACCACCUUCAUCGGGCAACCAAGAUGUACAGACACAUACAUUCCCCGUAGCACCUUUGUUCCUCAAAAGUCACUGUUCUGCAAAAGUUGCAUCGUUUCAGAAAUGGGUGCAUAAACAGCGUCAACAAAACCACUCUAGGUUUAGGGUUUAUAACCACGCAAACAUGGAAAAGGAGAACCCUUCUUUGGGUCCAUUCUUCAAGAAAUCUCUAUCUGCUCCCUCUGGUGACACCCUCACUCUAAUCAUCAAUCGGCAGGGUGAAAGCACCAUGAAAACCCCUUGGCAAGUGUUGGAUGAACUGCGUGAUGAAAGUAGUGAUGACGGUGAAAAUGACGUUGGUGGUGGGAGUGGUAAUCACAGAAGAGGGAAGAGUGGUGUUGGUGGUGGAAGUGGUGACCAUAAUAACAAUGGAGUUCGUGGCCGGAUUGGUGGUGAGAAUGGUAAUGGUGGUGAGAAUGGUAAUGGGAUUCCUCCUGUGGCUGUGGCGGUGGCUGUGGCAGUGGGUGGUGGUGGUGGUAAGGUGGAGCUGGUGGAGAGUGGUGUUGUGAAGGAGGGAGUGAUGGGGAAAAAGAGAAAGACUUCUAUAGUGAGGGACCCUCCCUCUGGGAAACCUACUUGUCCUCUUUGCCUCAAACAGUUUCCAACAUGGAAGGGUGCGUUUGGCCACAUGCGGGCACACCCUGAUCGUGAUUAUCGUGGUUUCUUCAAACCUCCUGUGUUUGGAUCCCCAUCCUCAACCCAACACCAUACCCUUAACAAGGGUAACACCUCACAGAGUGGUGAUGGUGAAAACAAGAGUACUGGUGAGGUUAACCGUGGAGAGAAAGGGUCAACAUCGCUGCCUAUUCAAGUGCUGAUGUUUGAUCUGAAUGAACCAGCAACUGCAGUGGAGAAUGCUGGUGAGGCUGUUACAGAAAAGAGUGCUGAGAAUGGAAAGAUUUUUGGAUUUGACUUGAAUGCUGAGGGAACUGUUUUUGGAUUUGACUUGAACGAGAUGCCCUUGGCUGAAGAAUGAGGGAUGAAGAUCGGCAAUUAUCUAUGUAAUACCUAAAAAUUGUCGGGCUAUUUCAAUAAAAUGAUGGUGGUCGUUUUGGUUUGUUGUAAGUACUAUAAUGCUGCUGGUUAAUAUUAUUGUCUCUGUUGUUUUCAUUUUAAGGGUUUUGAGGAGCAGUGCCUCAGAAAAAAAUUAUGCCCUAAUUAGAAGUUUGGGAUACAUGUAGUUGAAUGCUGUUGAUUCAGCUUCAUAUAUACCUUACAAGCGGAUAUGUUAUACAUGUAUA